CCUCUUGCAUUGCUAGAAGUUACGCCGGACCCGGACCGCCCGCACGUGUGUUAAGCUUGCACUUUAAUUGAAUAUUAAUUCCUAACAUCAUCCAGUUUGCAUUUAAAAAUCUUUAAUAUGGCCGCCGCUAUCAAGAAAAUCAUCCCAAUGCUGGAUCGCAUCCUAAUUCAACGUGCUGAAGCUUUGACCAAGACGAAAGGCGGCAUUGUUCUGCCAGAGAAGUCGGUGGGCAAAGUUCUCGAAGGUACAGUGGUGGCUGUUGGACCCGGUACCCGCAAUGUUACAACUGGCAACCACAUUCCCAUUGGCGUAAAGGAGGGCGAUCGUGUCUUGUUGCCCGAAUUCGGUGGCACCAAAGUCAAUCUAGAGGGUGAUGAUAAGAAGGAGUUCUUGCUUUUCCGUGAAUCUGACAUUCUUGCCAAAUUGGAAUAGAGUGUCGGAGAAAAAGAGAGCGGAGGAGAGGGCAGAUGCUGGCACAUGUCUCAUAAUUCUAUGAAUUCUAUGUUUUUCUAAUAGUUAUCCAAAAAAAAAAGAAACAAAAAUGAAUAAAAAUCCCCGGUUGCAAUAUUUUUGUUUGCAUAAAUGGAAAUAAAAGCUCGAGUUACUUGUUAAAAAUAAACAAAAACAGGAA
Molecule: messenger RNA, 631 nt
Organism: Drosophila willistoni
Lineage: Eukaryota; Metazoa; Arthropoda; Insecta; Diptera; Drosophilidae
Product: 10 kDa heat shock protein, mitochondrial
Exons: 3
Coding region: 118-432 (104 amino acids)
Cellular component (GO): mitochondrial matrix
Molecular function (GO): ATP binding; metal ion binding; protein folding chaperone
Source: RefSeq, a predicted model, not a curated record